Molecule: messenger RNA, 867 nt
Organism: Coniophora puteana RWD-64-598 SS2
Lineage: Eukaryota; Fungi; Basidiomycota; Agaricomycetes; Boletales; Coniophoraceae
Product: NAD(P)-binding protein
Exons: 5
Coding region: 1-867 (288 amino acids)
Molecular function (GO): oxidoreductase activity
Source: RefSeq, a predicted model, not a curated record
AUGUCAGAUGCUAACCUCCAACCGCCAAGGGUCUGGUUUAGCUCAUCCUCCGGUUUGGGCAAGGCCAUGGCUGAAGUCGCACUCAUGCAAGGCGACUCCGUGGUCGCCACACUGCGGAGGCCAGAGCUCCUCGCCGAGCUCUCGCAGAUUUACCAUCCCAGCAAGCUCUUCAUUAUCGAACUCGACGUGACAGACAAACGCGCUGUUGAAGCAGCGUUUGCCAGAGCCAGAGAGCAGUUCGGACACAUCGACGUCGUGUACAACAACGCAGGCGCAGGGUACUUUGGUGAGGUUGAAUCCAUGGAUGAAGAGUCGGCUCGAACGCUUUUCGAGGUGAACUUCUGGGGGGCGACGUACGUUUCAAAAGAGGCGAUCAGGUUCUUCCGCGAGGUGAAUAGACCGAUGGGUGGGCACUUGCUGCAGGCCUCUUCGUUAGCGGCGGCGCAGGCUGUCCCUGGGCUCUCGUAUUAUUCUGCUGCAAAAGCUGCCCUGGAGAGCUUGACUGAAGCUAUCGCCUUCGAGAUUCAUCCGUCAUGGAACAUCAAAGUUUCCUGUAUUCAAUUUGGGCCAUUCAACACGACAAUUGCCGGGUCUCACUUCAAACGAGCGCCAAUCUACACUCCGUACCGCGACGAGACCCUGGGUGCAAACAAAGCGUUUGCGUUAUUCAGCAACGAUGCGACUUUCACUGGGCAUCCGACAAAAGCAGCCCAGAUGAUGUACAUGCUCUCGCUUCUCGACAACCCUCCACUUCGGUUGCCGCUUCAUAGUAUGGCGGUGGACUGGAUGAGGAAUACGCUGGAAGCUACAGGGAAAGAUUUGGAGACAUACAAGUCUUGGUCGGAUGACUUGUACUGUGAUGAAUAG